Molecule: messenger RNA, 2090 nt
Organism: Pseudonaja textilis
Lineage: Eukaryota; Metazoa; Chordata; Lepidosauria; Squamata; Elapidae
Gene: SRP54
Product: signal recognition particle 54
Biological process (GO): SRP-dependent cotranslational protein targeting to membrane; SRP-dependent cotranslational protein targeting to membrane, translocation
Cellular component (GO): signal recognition particle, endoplasmic reticulum targeting; cytosol
Molecular function (GO): GTPase activity; GTP binding; endoplasmic reticulum signal sequence receptor activity
Source: RefSeq, a predicted model, not a curated record
GGAAGUAGAGUUUGUCUUAGGGGGAAGGAUGAUAACUAGCUGAUUUGUUUAGUGGUGACGUGACACUCUUCCUAGUUGUCUGGAUGCCAAUUCCUGGUGUCGGGUCUGGUUUAGCGGCUUUCUGAGAGACCCCCCUAAGAGACCCGGACUGUUGUGUGGCUUUCAGAGCGGGGCCAGAUUAGGCCGCCGCUUCGUUUCUCGGUCGUAUUUGAGCAUAAUCUAUUGUCAAGAUGGUUUUAGCAGAUCUUGGGAGAAAAAUUACCUCAGCAUUACGCUCCCUGAGCAAUGCUACCAUUAUCAAUGAAGAGGUUUUAAAUGCUAUGCUAAAAGAAGUUUGUACGGCAUUAUUGGAAGCUGAUGUCAACAUUAAGCUGGUGAAACAACUAAGAGAAAAUGUCAAAUCUGCUAUUGACCUUGAAGAAAUGGCUUCUGGACUCAACAAAAGAAAAAUGAUCCAACAUGCCGUCUUUAAAGAACUUGUUAAGCUUGUAGAUCCUGGAGUCAAAGCUUGGACACCCACAAAAGGAAAACAAAAUAUCAUCAUGUUUGUAGGCUUGCAAGGAAGUGGCAAAACAACCUCGUGCUCAAAGUUGGCAUAUUAUUACCAAAAGAAAGGCUGGAAGACAUGUUUGAUAUGUGCAGACACUUACAGAGCAGGUGCUUUUGAUCAGUUAAAACAGAAUGCCACAAAAGCAAGAAUUCCAUUUUAUGGGAGUUACACAGAGAUGGAUCCUGUAAUUAUUGCUUCAGAAGGAGUAGACAAAUUUAAGAAUGAAAACUUUGAAAUAAUAAUAGUUGAUACAAGUGGUCGUCACAAGCAGGAAGACUCUUUGUUUGAAGAAAUGUUACAAGUUGCUAAUGCCAUACAACCAGAUAAUAUAGUAUAUGUGAUGGAUGCCUCUAUUGGUCAAGCCUGUGAAGCUCAAGCAAAGGCUUUCAAAGAUAAAGUUGAUGUUGCUUCUGUAAUUGUGACAAAACUUGAUGGCCAUGCCAAGGGAGGUGGAGCAUUGAGUGCAGUUGCUGCAACUAAAAGUCCAAUCAUUUUUAUUGGAACUGGCGAACAUAUAGAUGAUUUUGAACCUUUUAAAACGCAGCCUUUUAUCAGUAAACUUCUUGGCAUGGGAGAUAUUGAAGGAUUGAUAGAUAAAGUCAAUGAGUUGAAAUUAGAUGACAAUGAGGCUCUCAUUGAGAAACUAAAACAUGGUCAAUUCACAUUGAGGGAUAUGUAUGAACAGUUCCAAAACAUCAUGAAAAUGGGGCCCUUCAGUCAAAUAUUGGGUAUGAUACCUGGUUUUGGAACAGAUUUCAUGAGUAAAGGCAAUGAACAGGAAUCAAUGGCACGGCUAAAAAAACUGAUGACAAUAAUGGACAGUAUGAAUGAUCAAGAACUAGAUAGUACAGAUGGAGCCAAAGUUUUCAGUAAGCAACCAGGAAGAAUCCAAAGAGUAGCGAGAGGUUCCGGUGUUUCAACUAGAGACGUUCAAGAACUCCUGACGCAGUACACAAAAUUUGCACAAAUGGUAAAAAAGAUGGGAGGCAUUAAAGGACUUUUUAAAGGAGGUGAUAUGUCAAAGAAUGUAAAUCCAUCCCAGAUGGCAAAACUGAACCAACAGAUGGCAAAGAUGAUGGAUCCUAGAGUUCUUCAUCAUAUGGGUGGCAUGGCAGGAUUGCAGUCAAUGAUGCGCCAGUUUCAACAAGGUGCUGCUGGAAAUAUAAAAGGCAUGAUGGGAUUCAAUAACAUGUAAAGGCGGCCUUAAUAAACUGACUUGAUUGACCAUUAUUUGCUGGAGUAUUUCUAAAAAGAAUGAGAGCUCCUUUUCUGCUGUGAAGAACUUUAAUGGAGCAUGAUACAAUUUGGAGACUUUCCAGUCUUUAGGUCUAGAAAGUGGUUCUAGUUUGACUUCAGUUUAUUAAUGUUUCAGUUUUAAUAUUUUCUUGGACCUGUUUAAAAGUAAAUCAUGUAUAAAUUUAAUAUUUAGAGGAACUUUUUAAUUGUUUCAAAUGGCAACUGUUAUAUUUGUAAAACAAUUCAGAUCUUUGGUCAAUACCAGUUUGUCACAAAUAUAUUGUAAAAUAAACUUACCUGGUUG